This is a messenger RNA of Dimorphilus gyrociliatus, 1614 nucleotides long. Lineage: Eukaryota; Metazoa; Annelida; Polychaeta; Dinophilidae. The record is from the annotation of a GenBank genome assembly.
GUUACUCAUUUACUGACAUUCACUGACACCACAUUCUUUAUUUCACUCUUUUGUUAAUUUUCUUGUUAAAACAUAUCUUGUCAUGUAAUGGCCACUUCGGCAAAGAAACAGAAAUUAGACAGCUCCGACGAAGAUUCCUUACCAACAUGUCCAUAUGGGGCUAAAUGUUAUCGGAAAAAUCCAGAACAUUUUAAGCAGUACAUUCAUAAAAAGGAUAAACUAGCUAAUUCGACUUCAAAGCCGGACUCUACUACAGCUGUUGAUACAAGCAAACUGCCACCUUGUAAAUAUGGAUCGAAUUGUUACAGGACAAACUUAUUGCACUUUGCCGAAUAUUCUCAUCCGUUUGGUAGUGCACCCAUUAAAAAUGAUAGCGAUACAGAAGACUACGACAGUGACAGUGAUUCCAGUGUUCCACGAACAGAUGAAAUUCUACUGAAGAAAAGUUUCUCAAAUAUGACGGAUUCUGAGCGUAGAAAGUUAGUGGAGGAUGCCUUCGCUGAAAAGAAAAGACUGCAAAAAGAACUUGAAAAAUCGCGAAAUAUCAUAGAAGAAAAAGAAAAGGAGAUGGAAAAACUCCAAGAAGAAGUUAAUAGGGGUGUUUUACUUGUAGAUGGCGAAAAGGAGGCUCUUGAGGGGAAUGAAACUAAAUACUUUCCGUUAUUUGCUGAACGUUCAUAUAAAGAAGGUUCUGCCGACCAACUUCAUUUCCGUUUAGCAGAAUCCCAAUUCUACCGACUUUUGGGAGGCAAUAAUUUUCGUAUAACCAAAGUUGAAUAUGUGAUAAAUCCUGUACUGGUGGCCAACUUUAAAGAAGCUCAAGAGGAAGUUAAAAACAAAAGGGGUGAAGAAUACUCUUAUCCGAUUUUGGCUUUUCAUGGAACCGAUCAAAACAAUAUUACACCGAUUUGUGAAAAUGGAUUUAAAGUACCAGGUGAUAAGGGAUUUAAACAUAAGACUGAUACAGGGUAUUACGGAGCGGGUGUUUACUUUAGCGAAUACCCCUCUUACGCGAUGAGCUAUAUUCGAGGUGGUUCAAAAUUAUUACUGAGCCAAGUAAUUCAAGGAAAAAUUUUUAAGUGUCAAGGCCUUAUUCAAGGUAGACCGUGUGAAGAUAAUUAUGAUUCUCAUACUUCGCCGUGUAAGAAGGAAAUAGUCAUUUUUCACUCUGAUCAUAUCCUUCCACAAUAUAUCGUACAUUAUAAACAAGUAGCCGGAGAAUUCCGUUAUAUAAAACCGAAAGAAAAAAGGAAACCAUUUCCCGGAGGACGUAAAUUAAAAGAACUAUUCGAAGAAGCAGAUAAAAUGAAAGCAUCAAAAAUUCUUAGUGGACAACAUUUUAAAUUGUCGGGAAGAAUGAUAGCAACGCAGAGUAAAAUUAAAUCACUUGUUGAAAGACACGGUGGUAUAUUGUCAACAAGCACGUUGUAUAAUGUAAUACAUGUUUCAACCAUUGACGAGUGGAAAAAAUCAACAAAAACAACUACUGCAAUUACGGGAGCAUUCGGUGGAACAACAUCUUCAUAUGCAAUGACUGUUAGGGAAGAUUUUUUUUAUGAUAGCAUAAUUGAAGGUGAAAAGGCAGAUCCUGAAAAUUACGCUUUGGAUGAUUGA